AUGAUAACUCCAAGAAAAUGUGAGCACAAUGUUAAUAUAAAGAGUCCGUGCUGCUUUCUCUUUCCUCUUACUCAGUCAUCACUCGCCGCUCGCUGUUUAAACAUAUACGCACACACGAACGAAGGAAAAAAGAAGAGGAGAGACGACAAUCGAUUGAAGAGAGAAGACUCCAGUGCUGCAGUAGCAGCCAGCCAGCCAGCCAGCGACAAUAACAGCAACGACCCGCCCAUCUUCUCUCCGACGAUUGAAAAAGAGAUGGACAAUCAUCCGACCAAGUCCUUCAACCAGUAA
Caenorhabditis angaria is the source of this 291-nucleotide messenger RNA. The record is from the annotation of a GenBank genome assembly. Lineage: Eukaryota; Metazoa; Nematoda; Chromadorea; Rhabditida; Rhabditidae.